Knipowitschia caucasica is the source of this 330-nucleotide messenger RNA. The record is from the annotation of a GenBank genome assembly. NCBI's taxonomy places the organism in Eukaryota, Metazoa, Chordata, Actinopteri, Gobiiformes, Gobiidae.
AUGUAUUCUCUCUUCGCACAGAUGGACUACUGUGUGCCACAGCUGCCCUGGGGCAGGAAACCAGGAGCUAACUGCUGGUGCUUUGUUGAUUCCGCUGCAGGUUUUCGUGCUGUUGCCACGGCGACAGAUGGAUCAAAGUGUCUGGCCAUGGAGUACGGAGGAGAGCAGUCACUCAACGACAUGAUCGAGAGGCGGCGAGAGGACGGUCUGAAAGCCUUUCCUGCCGCCAACAUCGAGAAAGUGGCGCUGCAUGUGGCUCGCGGGUCUGAAGGUGACUGGACUGUCGUAGUUUCACGGUUUGACCGAACCGGUUCUGGUUCUGAAGUCUAG